Molecule: messenger RNA, 384 nt
Organism: Zymoseptoria tritici IPO323
Lineage: Eukaryota; Fungi; Ascomycota; Dothideomycetes; Mycosphaerellales; Mycosphaerellaceae
Exons: 1
Coding region: 1-384 (127 amino acids)
Source: RefSeq, a predicted model, not a curated record
AUGACGGAGCUCGAGAGCCGAAUCUGCCGCGGCGAUCCAAAGCAGCAGAGCUCUACGCACACUCCGCCUCGAGCUGCAUCCAAGAAGUGCGGCACAAAAGCAGCCUUCCGAACCGGGACAGUCCCGCGAUACGGCGUAGAAGAGCUUCCCAUAACAGCGACUGAUCUGACGAGGCCAGUCGCAAUCAUGGCAUCGAACACGCAGUUCACGGCUUCACUUCCGACUCUGCGCCUACCAUUGGACAACAACAGCGACUCGUCUGGACGGACACAGCUAUACGAUGUACUAUCUCAGCCACGAGAGAUACUGGAUGCAGUCGACCAAUGGCUCGAGUUGGACUCGACAGAUGGCUUCGCUAUGCGAGGGAGUACAGAGCGGGGUUGA